AUGGCACUCAGAAGACACAUGAAGAACUUUGUGAAAAAUUAUUCUGAAGCCGAGAUAAAAGUCAGAGAAGCAACGUCUAACGAUCCUUGGGGUCCCUCCAGUUCUUUGAUGUUAGAGAUAAGUGACUUAACAUACAACAGAGUUUCUUUUUCUGAAAUUAUGAGCAUGAUAUGGCACAGGAUGAAUGAUCACGGUAAGAACUGGAGGCAUGUGUACAAGUCUCUCACACUCUUGGAUUAUCUCCUCAAGAAUGGAUCAAAGAAAGUCAUACAGCAUUGUCAGGAGGGAUCUUAUAACAUUAAGAUGUUAAAGGAUUUCCGUCAUAUAGAUGAGGCUGGAAAGGAUCAAGGUUUUUAUGUAAGGGAGAAGUCUAAACAAGUUAUUGCCUUAUUAACAGAUGAACAUCUGCUGCAUAAUGAACGUGAAAUAGCACAUCGCACUAGGCAGCGCACUUCCUAUGCAACGCUUUUCCCUCCAAAGACUUCUGGCAAAACUUGUUCAUCAGCAAUACCUGCCUCAGAUUCCACUUCAGAGUUCCCUCCUUCAGAAAAUGUCCCAUCACACGGAGGUGCGCCGUCAGGACACCGUCGGGAAGCCAAGCCGGCGUCCCAGGGCUGUGCUGCCAAUGGCAACACAGAGACCAGUGUCCGCACCCCAAUGCCAGCAUCUGUGCAGGUUGUGGUGGUGCAAGUGGCCCGGACGCCGGCGCCAGUGGCCCGGAUGCUGGCACGAGCCCUUGACCUGAUUGUCUUUAGCGAGGAUGAACCUUCUACUUUUGUGAUGCAAUCAACAUUUCCUACCAGGGUCUCCAAAGACGAACCGGCCACGGAUAAAAAAACAGCUACCAGCAACCCCCGGAAAGCAAAAACUGCUUUGAGCCCUUCUGAAAGGUUACCCGCACCAAAGUGGGGCUCAAGCAAGAAAUCAAAGAGUUCUGCUGUCUCCAGAGUUCUUCUGAAAGUUCCUCCCAAGGAGGAGACCAGUGUACACAAAGUUACAAAGAUUUUAUUUGAUCUUUGGUCAUCACCUCCAGAAGAGUUUAUCACUAUUAACAAACAGGUUUCAAAGCCGGAUGUCAUUCGCUGUAGCAGUGAGCCUUCUGUUGAGACCAUCUACCGGUCUCCAAUACUUCAAGCCUUUCAUCCUUCGAGAAACAGCGCAGAAAACACCACAAAAUCAACUCCAGCUUCUUCCACGCAGUCCUGUGGGCCUUAUAUGUCUAGCCUACAAAACCUUGACUUCUCAGUACAGGGAACUGCACAGACAGCGGGCUUAAACAGUCAUCCCUCCCCAAGGCCAGAUCUCAAGGAAAGGAUUGCACAUUCCUUUUCUCAGGCAUCUGAUGUAGAUGAAAACGAGACCACUAGCACCUUAAGUCUCCUUCCAGGUAAUUCAAAGUGUUCGGUCAAAAAAGUGAGUAGUUUUAGAAGUAGAACUUGCCAUUCUUCUGGUGGGAGCUUGGUAAAGAGUCUGAUGCACAAUAUACCUUCAGUGCCUAAUCCUGGCCUGCCUGCUGCAGAAAAUCUUCCUAAUGCAGACUAUGUGAAUUCUGAACAAAAAGGCAUGGCUAUUCUGGGAGAGAUUAAAAAUGAAGUGUGCGGACUGAGAGCGGACUUCUGCAGUGCAGCGCAGGAUCUGCAGAUCAUCAGAAGGGAGCUGACAACUAUGACGAUUUCCAUGCAAAAGAUGACUGCUCCCCAGACUGCUCAAGGUGCUUCUGGCCAAAAGUAA
Molecule: messenger RNA, 1731 nt
Organism: Euleptes europaea (tarantolino)
Lineage: Eukaryota; Metazoa; Chordata; Lepidosauria; Squamata; Sphaerodactylidae
Gene: ENTHD1
Product: ENTH domain containing 1
Exons: 6
Coding region: 1-1731 (576 amino acids)
Biological process (GO): endocytosis
Cellular component (GO): plasma membrane; endosome; clathrin vesicle coat
Molecular function (GO): clathrin binding; phospholipid binding
Source: RefSeq, a predicted model, not a curated record